CCGUUAUUUCAAAAACAUGGUCCCCUGUCAGCACUGAAAUAUUUUUAUAAUAAUUUUAAGUAAACAUGUAUAUUUAAAUAUGUACCUGCCUUACUUCCUUUUAAUUUCAACAUUGAUGAUGAUCGUUGAUGGUGGGUUCACAGUGAAGGGUUCCUCAGGACCUCUGGUUGUUCCUCUGGGAGGUUCAGUGGUUCUGCCCUGUUCUGUUGAUUCACUCUUACCACUGAAAGAUCUGGAGGUGGAAUGGAGAAGAUCAGACUCACAGACUCUCAUUCAUCUGUAUCAAGAUGAAGAUAUCAGACCAGAGUCUCAACAUCAAGAUUAUCAUAAUAGAGCUCAUUUCUUCACUGAAGACAUUAAACAUGGAAACUUCUCCCUACUGUUGAACAAUCUGACAGCUGAAGAUGAGGGACAAUACACAUGUAAAGUUUACACUGGACAAGAGUCUGAGGAAACAGUCAUUGAAGUAAAAUUCAGUGAGCAUUUGAUAUUAUCAGGAUCAAGUCAGUCGAUAUCAGCGUAUGUUGGUGAUGACGUCACUCUGAGCUGCUCUGUGAACUCUCACAUCAAACCUGAAGAGAUUGAAGAGGUUUCAUGGAGGAAAACAGAUAAAGAUGAAGACAUCCUAGUUCUUCUAUACCAAGACAAUGAGGUUUUAUCAUAUGCAUCAGAUGAGCGAUACAGAGACAGAGUUGAGUUUUUCACUGAUGAAAUCCACAGAGGAAACUUCUCUCUCAGACUGAAGAGAGUCAGAACUGAAGAUAAAGGAGUUUACAUCUGUCAAGUGUUUACUGGAGAACUUUCAGCAAACACAACUGUUAAACUGGAACAACUGGGCUUCUCAUUUUUACACAUCAUGGUGUUAAUUCUCUGUAUUACUGCCUGUGGAUUUGCUCUUCUGUUCUGCUCUCUCAUCUACUGCACAUCAAAUAAAAAAGACACCAGCAGAAUUCUCCAGGCUCUCACGGUGUCUCUUGUCAUUUGUCCAAAUAUUUGUUUGUUCAUUGCUUUCAUCAUCUGGGGUGUAACUGAGGGAUUUCUAAAGGAAACCAUCACUUGCAGUGCACUUUUUAUUCUCAGGCCUGCCAUGUUGUUUUGGGCUGUGCCUUAUUUAGAUGAUCUUCAAGAUAGCACUAAACCAUGGAUUAAGUUUUCAACUAUAGCAAGAGAAUCUGCUGCAUUAACAGUCAUUGUUUACUCAGUUAUCUUUACAUAUGCCUGGAAACAGAUACUUUAUAGAGAAACAGAUAUACGUUAUAUAUUUGGAGGAUCCUUUGUAUUUAUGCUACUAAUCUGUCUAUGCAUGUUCCCUGGAGAUAUCUGUGGAACAACAAGAAGUGGAUUUAAGUUGUUUUCUUUACUUCCAUUGGCAUUUGUGCAGACUUUAUUUCUGGUUGAUUUAUUUAAAGUUCCUAGUCCGGAUUAUAUGGAUUUGACCUGUGUUUUAUUUCUGGCAGUUUUGUUUAUCCUGGUGAUCUUUGAACUCAGUGAUCAUGUUCGUCUGCACAAUGCAACUGUGUUCAUUUUGGGAGCUGUUGGUAUUAUUUCUUUGAACUCUGUUACACUGGCAGCAGAGCUGAUUCUAAAAAGACGAAAUGGUGAGCGUGCAAUAGGAGAUCUCAGAGUCAUUGUUUUUCCAUCUGAAUGUGCUUUUGUCUUAUGCUGGCUGUUUUUUUUAUCAUAUGCUUGCUGCUGUGCAACUUUUAAAUCUGUACACAAUCAAAGGACGCAAAGACAUCGAAUACCAGAGAACACAUCAGAGAGUCAUGAAAUGGAGCGUUUCUCAGUAGAGUUGUAGACAAAGUCAAACACACUCAUGUGUAUGUAUUCUGUGCCAAGUGUGGUGCGCUACAAUAUGGCUGCAAAUGCCAAGAAUCAAUUAUGAUGAUCCCUUAAUGGUUUUCGAAAAAAUCUCCUGAGUCUUUUGUUUCACUUGACUUUCUCACUAAGGAUGUACUCACAUUAUGGGUACCAUACCCGAGUACGUUUUACACCAAAGUACGGUUCGUUUAGCUAGUGUGACGCUCCGUAUGUACCAGGGUGUGGUAAGCUUGAGCAUACACUGGUACGUUUGCAGACAUAGAUAUGUAUAUAAAGGCUAGAUGGCUCAAGGCGGAGUCCCUAACGUCAUCACCUGGCGGCCAU
Messenger RNA from Paramisgurnus dabryanus, 2145 nucleotides. NCBI's taxonomy places the organism in Eukaryota, Metazoa, Chordata, Actinopteri, Cypriniformes, Cobitidae. The record is from RefSeq and is a predicted model, not a curated record.